Auxenochlorella protothecoides is the source of this 927-nucleotide messenger RNA. Its product is annotated as Tubulin beta-1 chain. Gene Ontology annotation, biological process: microtubule cytoskeleton organization; mitotic cell cycle. Gene Ontology annotation, cellular component: microtubule; cytoplasm. Gene Ontology annotation, molecular function: structural constituent of cytoskeleton; GTPase activity; GTP binding. The coding region runs from base 1 to 927 and encodes 308 amino acids. The record is from RefSeq and is a predicted model, not a curated record. The transcript is spliced from 7 exons. NCBI's taxonomy places the organism in Eukaryota, Viridiplantae, Chlorophyta, Trebouxiophyceae, Chlorellales, Chlorellaceae.
AUGAGAGAGAUCGUGCACGUGCAGGCCGGCCAGUGCGGUAACCAGAUCGGCGCCAAGUUCUGGGAGGUUAUCUGUGACGAGCAUGGCAUCGCUCCCGACGGGUCAUACGUCGGAGACAGCGACCUCCAGCUGGAACGCGCCAAUGUGUACUUCAACGAGGCCACCGGCGGGCGCUUCGUCCCCCGCGCCGUGCUUCUGGACCUGGAGCCCGGCACCAUGGAUGCCGUCCGUGCUGGUCCCAUCGGCCAGGUCUUCCGCCCCGACAACUUUGUGUUUGGCCAGUCUGGCGCUGGCAACAACUGGGCCAAGGGCCACUACACCGAGGGCGCCGAGCUGAUCGACUCCGUGCUGGACGUCGUGCGCAAGGAGGCCGAGGGCUGCGACUGCCUGCAGGGUUUCCAGGUCACCCACUCCCUGGGCGGCGGCACCGGCUCCGGCAUGGGCACCCUGCUGAUCAGCAAGGUGCGCGAGGAGUACCCCGACCGCAUGAUGUGCACCUACUCGGUGGUGCCCUCCCCCAAGGUGUCCGACACCGUGGUGGAGCCCUACAACGCCACGCUGUCGGUGCAUCAGCUGGAGGUCGACGAGCAGAUGUUGAACGUCCAGAACAAGAACAGCAGCUACUUUGUGGAGUGGAUCCCCAACAACGUCAAGUCCUCCAUCUGCGACAUCCCCCCCCGCGGCCUGAAGAUGUCCGCCACCUUCAUCGGCAACUCCACUGCCAUCCAGGAGAUGUUCAAGCGCGUGAGCGAGCAGUUCACGGCCAUGUUCCGGCGCAAGGCCUACCUGCACUGGUACACGGGCGAGGGCAUGGACGAGAUGGAGUUCACCGAGGCCGAGUCCAACAUGAACGACCUGGUCUCCGAGUACCAGCAGUACCAGGACGCCAUUGCCGAGGAGGACGCCGAGGGCGACGAGGACUACUGA